GAGGACCAGCCGCCUCCAGCCGACGCGCGCACGAGCGCGAGGGAGAUGGUCAAGGGGGCGCUCGAGCUCAGCAACUCCCCGACCGUCCUCGACAACUUCGGGGUGAGGUCGUUCUCGAUCUGCAUGGGCGCUCACCCCGGAUCGGACGGGUACUUCAUCUGGCAUGACAAGGUCCACACCCAGAAGCCUGGUCUGUUCAUGCGGGUGCCCAUUGUAGGAUCUUGAGACCACAGCUGGAGCGCCACCCUCAAGAAUGUCCGGCUGUCACGGUUGGGGGCCCGAGGCGGCCUCAGCUCGACGACCCUGGGGUGCGACGGCGAGGACGGCUGCACGGUACUCAUCGAUAGCGGCACCUCGCUGAUCGCAGCGCCAGGCAACGUCAUCAAGCAAAUUCAGGACCGACAUAAUCGACCACCUGGACGGCGACUGCACGGACAUGACGUCUUUCCCUACCCUGGAGUUCGACCUGGGCGGCAACCUGCUGUCGCUGCCCCCGGACGCCUACAUGGCGGCCGUCGUGGGGACCGACCGUGCCCGCGUACCUCGAGCGCACCGUCGCCCUCGGGAGCCUGGGGGGCGCCCGCCCUUUCCUGCGGCGCCCGCUGGGCGCCCGCGCGGUGAUCCCUCGCAACCUGUCCGUCACCGCGCCCGUCGGCGACUUCUCGGACGACGGCGCCGCCGCCAGCCAGUGCAAGAUGCUGCUCAUGGAGUCGUACAUGGAGUCCGACUCUGGCGGGCCAAUCUGGAUAUUUGGAUUCACGGGUCGGUUGAUUCCCUUUCUUCCGGAAGUACUACGCCACUUUCGACGUCGGAGGGCGAGGACGCCUCCUCGCGCGCGCUGUACCUGGCGGAGGCCAGCGACGACUGCCGCCCCGCUGAGACGUCCUCGCUGGCCCGCUCGUUGCCGCACCUCAGGCGCAUCGACAUCAGCAAGCUGGCGGCCACGCCGCUGCGGGUCGGGCACAGCAAGGUGCGGCGGAUAUGAGGCUGGGCACCCGACGCGGGCCGGCCGCCGGCCGCCAGCUGCCGCAGCGCCAGUCUCGAGGAGGAUGCAAGGGCGGGUGAGGAUAGGUGAGCCACGCAGAGAAACAGGUUG
Prorocentrum cordatum is the source of this 1096-nucleotide messenger RNA. Lineage: Eukaryota; Dinophyceae; Prorocentrales; Prorocentraceae. The record is from the annotation of a GenBank genome assembly.